AUGGGCAACGGGAUGUGCUCCCGGAAACAGAAGCGGAUUUUCCAGACGCUGCUGCUGCUGACCGUGGUGUUCGGGUUCCUGUACGGGGCGAUGCUCUACUACGAGCUGCAGGGCCAGCUGAGGAAGGCUGAGGCCACGGCGCUCAAGUACCAGCAGCAUCAGGAGUCGCUCUCGGCUCAGUUACAAGUUGUGUAUGAGCACCGGUCAAGAUUAGAAAAGUCAUUGCAAAAGGAAAGGCUGGAACAUAAGAAAGCAAAAGAAGAUUUUCUUGUUUAUAAACUAGAAGCACAGGAAACACUAAAUAAAGGAAGGCAAGACUCCAACAGCAGAUACAGCGCUCUGAGCGUGCAGCACCAGAUGCUCAAGAGUCAACAUGAAGAGCUGAAGAAACAGCACGCUGACCUUGAGGAAGAUCACCGAAAACAGGGAGAAGAGUUUAGCAGGACUUUCAAUGAUCACAAGGAGAGAUACUUACAGCUGCAGCAGGAAAAGGAGCAGGAGAUCUCCAAGCUGAAGGAAUCCCUGUAUAACUUACGGGAGGAGAACAGGCAGCUGAGAAAAGCUCACCAAGACAUUCACACCCAGCUACAGGAUGUCAAGACUCAGGUGGAGGAAUACAAACAGCUGAAGGACACGCUUAAAAAAAUCCCAAGUUUCCAAGAUGCAGAGAAGGUGGAAGGAGGGAAUGAGCAGCCCGAGGUGCGGGGCCCGUCCCCCCACAGCCGCCCCCCGGAGCACCACGGAGCUGGGGCUGAGCAGCAGGAGGAGAAUGAGAAGCCAAGGGAGAGAGAAGAAACAAAUAGCCAGGAACAGGACAGGGCUGAGCAUUUCCAUGUGCAGGAAAGGGCUCAUGAGGAUGCCAAGGAGCUGAAGAUCCAGGAGCAGCAAGAAGCUGGAGAGGAUGAGGAGCAACGGGCAGAGCAGAUGGAAGAAGAACGCAAAAAGGAGCUUGAAGAGGAGGAAAUGGAGCAGGCAGGGCAGCCUGAGCACCUGGAGGAGGAACAGGACCAAGUCCCAGAAGAGCAUGAAUGGAAAAAGCAGGAACAAAAGGAAGAAGAAACCAAUAUGUUGGGGGACCACCUGCAGUCAGAGGUAAUGCCAACAAAGAGACAGAAAGCAGCUUACGAGCAGCAGCUGGAGCAGCAGCACCUUGGAGCCCAGAGAGCAGAGGAGGCCAAGAAGCUCCAGCAGCAGCAGGAAUCCCUGCACCAGCAGAGGCUGCGAGGGCAGCUCCUGAGGCAGCAGCAGCUCCAGGAGAGAGAGUUCCAGCUGCAGAGACAGGCAGAGCAAGGGGAGAAACUCUACAAAAACCACCUCAGCCAACAGGCUCAUUAUGAUCACAUGGACCAGGACAUUGUACAAGGGGAGGAAGAGCAAGGUAUUCAGGAAGAGGAUGGAGCUUACGAACACGAUAACCAGCACCAGGAUGAAGGUGAAGAUGAUGAUCAGAAUAAUGCAAAUGAACAGCAAGAAGCAGAACAUCAGGCAGAAAAUCAGCAGGCUGAUGAAUCAAAGGCAGCCAUGGAAGAUGUGAAUCCUGCUGAUGACCCCAAUAAUCAGGGAGAAGAUGAAUUUGAAGAAGCUGAGCAAGAGAGAGAAGAAAAUCUGCCUGAUGAAAAUGAAAAGCACAAGGAAAUGGGUCAGAAACAAGGACAUCCAGAAAUGGAGGAGCACUUGGUGAUGGCAGGAAAUCCUGACCAGCAGGAGGAUAAUGUGGAUGAACAAUACCAGGAAGAGGGAGAAGAGGAGGUGCAGGAAGAUCUCACUGAAGAGAAGAAGCGAGAGCUGGAGCACAAUGCUGAGGAGCCCUAUGGGGAAAACGAGGAAAAUGCAGAUGAAAAGAAUAACAGAGGGACAGACCAAGAGCAAGAAAUGCAAGAAGAUAACAACCAGAAAGAAAUUCAUGAAGAAAAUUAUGAAGAGGAGGAGGAGGAGGAGGAAGGCAGAGCUGUUGCAGCAAAAACUCGCAGACGAGGAGAGAUGUAGUUCCUCCCUUCAUUUUUCUUUUUCCAUUACACAAAUUCCUGAUGUGUAUUUUUUUUAAACAACUUUUUUUAGGAUAUUUAAUUUAAAAAAAAAAAGCUUGUGUUUUCCACUUUUUACUUUUCUAUUAGGUGCUGUCCUGUGUUUAUAUGAAUAUGAUAUUUUGAUACUCUAGUUUUAGAUUUCUUUUCUGUCCAGGCUGUACAUAACCAGACAUCCUCUAGGUUGAAUUUUUUCUAGCUCUGGGCACGGUUUAUAGAGGCCAUUUUGGAUACACUUUCACCUUGUCCAAGCCUGACAGAAUGUUUGGUGUCAUGUCAGGUGCACUCAACACUGAAGGAGUAUUCCUAGUGCCUAAAUCCAGGUGACUUCAGUCACUCCAGCUCAUUGUCUUCCAUGGAUUUAUUCUGACCAAGGGCUGCUUAUUCCAAGUAACCUCACAAAGUCAUGCAGGGGCCAAGCCCUUUGCAGGACCAGGCCUUUUCUAGGUGCAGAGCAGUUAUAAAAUAUGCAAAUUUUACAAGCCUUCAGCAUGCAGCCAAGUUACCAGCUGUUAAUUUUGGCAGCUGUUAAUUUUUCAAUUAUGCAUUUAUUUUAAUGAGCAUUCCCAGGUACUUCAAUUACAUGCAGUACCUGGCUGCUCAUGCAAAUGGGUCUGUGCUGAGAGGAGCUGGGAGCUAAAAACCAAUUUAGACUUGGAGCUCCAUUAUGCCAAAUCAAAACACUACAGCUGUCACAGGGAUGAAGAUUUACAGCAGCAGCAAUUUCCUUGUCCUAGAUGAUGUAUAAAAUACUUGACCAGAACCAGAGUGAUGUUGCCUCAGUGCCAUGUUUUCUGGAGGGUGUGGUAGCUGAGCUGACACUGUUGGUGCAAGAUGUUGAACUUAAGGCCUUUACCUUCUUUUCCUUAUUUAUUUACAAAAACCUGCUGGAAGGAUUUCUGUGUGCCCCAGGGUGAGACUCAGACUCAAGCCAAAGCCCACAGAAGUUGUUUAGCCCAGCAAACAUCUCCAGCACUGCAUG
Cinclus cinclus is the source of this 3006-nucleotide messenger RNA. It is a transcript of the gene GOLIM4, whose product is annotated as golgi integral membrane protein 4. Gene Ontology annotation, cellular component: Golgi apparatus; Golgi membrane. Lineage: Eukaryota; Metazoa; Chordata; Aves; Passeriformes; Cinclidae. The transcript has 15 exons. The record is from RefSeq and is a predicted model, not a curated record. Bases 1 to 1986 code for a protein of 661 amino acids.